AUGCCCGACAAAGACGCCGGCACGCCCCGUGUCUUCCUCUACCGACACGGCCAGACCGAGUGGUCCAAGAGCGGACGCUACACUGGCGUCAGCGAGCUGGACCUCACCACCGAUGGCGAGCAGCAGGUUCUGGCAUCCGGCAAGAUGAUCGUGGGCUCGGGGAAACUCAUCGACCCGGCCAACCUUGCCCACGUGUACAUCAGCCCUCGCCGGCGAGCGAUGCAAACCUUUGAGAUUGCGUUCGACGAAGCCGACAGGCAGGCGCUGAACGAUGCGCACAAGGUUUCCGAGACCGAUCGGUUAUCUGAAUGGAACUACGGCCAGUACGAGGGGCUCCUGACCCGGGAAAUCCGGGCUUUGAGAAAGGACCAUGGUCUGGACGCGGAGAGGCCGUGGGAUAUUUGGCGCGACGGCUGCGAAGACGGAGAGUCCCCGGAGGAGGUCACGGCUCGCAUCGACAGUCUAAUCGAAGAGAUCCGUGCCAUGCAAAAGGACAACAUGCACGGAGAGAAUCCUUCGGACGUUUUGCUCGUUGCACAUGGCCAUUUGCUUCGUGCCUUUACCAAGCGCUGGCUUGGAUAUCCCAUGGAAUUCAAUCUUUCCCUGAUGCUCGAGCCUGGCGCCGUGGGUGUCUUGAGUUACCAGCAUCACAGCAUCGACGAGCCUGCUCUGCUGGUCGGAUAUGGAUUCCCACUGCAGGAAUGA
Aspergillus melleus is the source of this 705-nucleotide messenger RNA. Its product is annotated as histidine phosphatase family protein. Gene Ontology annotation, molecular function: sedoheptulose-bisphosphatase activity. Lineage: Eukaryota; Fungi; Ascomycota; Eurotiomycetes; Eurotiales; Aspergillaceae. The transcript has 4 exons. Gene Ontology annotation, biological process: ribose phosphate biosynthetic process. The record is from RefSeq and is a predicted model, not a curated record. The coding region runs from base 1 to 705 and encodes 234 amino acids.